Messenger RNA from Arachis ipaensis, 780 nucleotides. RefSeq lists its product as uncharacterized. The record is from RefSeq and is a predicted model, not a curated record. NCBI's taxonomy places the organism in Eukaryota, Viridiplantae, Streptophyta, Magnoliopsida, Fabales, Fabaceae. Gene Ontology annotation, molecular function: DNA helicase activity. Gene Ontology annotation, biological process: telomere maintenance; DNA repair.
AUGAUGAAUAAAUUGGCACUUGAAGCCGUUGACAGAACCUUUCAAGAUUUAAUAAGUUUGAAUGCACCUUCAUCUUGUGAUAUUCCUUUUGGUGGUAAGGUUGUUGUUCUUGGUGGUGAUUUUAGGCAAGUGUUACCAGUUAUUCCAAAAGGGACUCGUGCUGAAAUAGUUAUGGCCUCAAUUAAUUCUUUGAUUCUUUGGAAAUAUUGUUCUUGUGGGGUUCAAAAAGAGGAUGAAAUUAUUGUUGAUAUUCCAAGUGAUUUGCUUAUUUCUCCGACUGAUAAUCCUAUUCAAGAUAUUGUUUCAGCUAUAUAUUCAGAUAUUCAUGUCAACCAUGACAAUGCUCUGUAUUUUCAAGAACGUGUCAUAGUUGCCCCUACUGUUGAUAUUGUACAGCAGAUAAAUGAUUUUGUUGUUGAUACUAUUCCUGGAUUAGAAAAUAUUACGUGUUCGGGAAUACCGAAACAUGUUCUUAAAUUGAAAAAAGGUGCUCCUAUUAUUUUGCUAAGGAACAUUGAUCAGGAAAAUGGAUUGUGUAAUGGAACUCGACUUAUUGUUCAAGAUCUUGGAGAUAACAUUAUUGGUGCUGAGGUUGUUUCUGAAAGUAACGUUGGAGACAAAGUUUUUAUUCCUCGGAUGAAUUUGGUACCGAGUGAUCCUGGCAAUGCAUUUCAUGUUUCUCAACAAUUCUCGAAUAGACCCAAAAAGGCUACGCGUCCUCUCGGUUCUGAUCAUGGUGGCGAUGAAGAUCUUCUCUCUCCAAUCUGGUACUCUAUUUAG